AUGUCUCCAAUCUCUCAAAACCUAGCUGGAAAAGUCGCCCUCGUGACUGGGUCGAGUCGGGGCAUUGGGGCGGCAACCGCUUUGCGCCUGGCUCAACAUGGCGCUGACGUUGCCGUGAACUAUAUCAACUCUGCAGCGGCGGCAGAGAGCGUUGCCGAGAAAAUCAGAUCAUUUGGCGUCAGAGCCAUUACCCUCAAGGCGGAUGUCUCUAAGGAGACCGAUAUCAAGUCGAUUUUCGAGAAAGUCAUGGAGGAGUUUGGACGCUUGGAUAUUGUCAUGAGCAACUCCGGUAUUGAGCACUUCGGUAGUGUUCCUACCGUCACUGAAGCUGAAAUCGAUAACAUCCUACGAGUGAAUGUCAAGGGACAAUUUUUUGUCACCCAACAAGCUUACAAGCAUCUGGCCGAUAACGGUCGCUUAAUCUUGAUGUCUUCCAUCUCCGCUUUCAAGGGUGUGCCCGAACAUGCAAUUUAUGCAGCUUCUAAGGCCGCAAUCCACGGCAUGAUCAAGUGUCUUGCAUACGAUUUCGGUCCUCGUGGGAUCACUGUUAAUGCUAUUGCACCAGGGGGAAUCAAGACCGACAUGUAUAAGGAGGCAGCAGCCAAAUAUCUCCCCGGAGGUGAAAAUAUGUCAGAAGCUGAAAUUGACGAAAAAAUGUCUCAAUGGUCUCCACUUGGCAGACCUGGGUUCCCAAAUGAUGUGUCCGGGGUGGUAGCGUUGUUGGCAAGUCCCGAGGCCCAGUGGCUCACUGGCCAAAUUCUCCAUGUUUCCGGUGGCGCUCAAAUGAGUUAA
Penicillium cataractarum is the source of this 792-nucleotide messenger RNA. RefSeq lists its product as uncharacterized. The coding region runs from base 1 to 792 and encodes 263 amino acids. Lineage: Eukaryota; Fungi; Ascomycota; Eurotiomycetes; Eurotiales; Aspergillaceae. Gene Ontology annotation, molecular function: oxidoreductase activity. The transcript has 3 exons. The record is from RefSeq and is a predicted model, not a curated record.